AACUUGGAACAAGUAUUUGGCACCUCACGGGCUGCCACGCUAUUACUUGCCAAGGUAUGUGCCCAAACCGCAUCAUACACCACGAUUGCUGAACUUGACAAAGGUAUUAUGCUCAACAUGCCCAAGUAAGCCACUAGCACUUGGCGACUGAGCAACUUGAUCACCUGAUUGCCUCAACUUGACCUCAACUGCAUAUAUCAAGACCACCCCUGACCAAACAUUGCAUUUGAAGUUCAUCAAAACCGUCACAAUGCUCGGACUCAAGGACCUUUUCCCCAAACAGGGUCCGAAGCAGAACCCAAACGCUGCUCCGUACUUUGAGGCGCCACCCUACAACAUCAUCGCGGUCGAGCAUCCGUGUAUCGUCAAGGAUGUCGACAACGCCAUGAAGACGUUCGGGAGAGAACCCAACUUUCAACGACUUCUGGGCGAGGACACUGGAAGGCUUGCUCUCCCCUUAUGGUUCAGGCCUGAUGUACCUACCACCAAGCCGAUCAUGUCGCACAACGCCGCGUCCAACAAUGUAGUACUCAAGAUCACGGUGCCCAGGCGGACCGGGCGAAAAAGAAAGCGCGGCAGCAACGAGCCCUUUGCCGGCGACAUCAUCCCGCCUACUGACGAUGAGCCCACAGAACGCGUCUCCUCGACCGGCCGUGAGGACCAUCCUAAGCUCAUCCUUCGCAAGCUGCAAGACACCGCCGGGAGGUACCAAGCCGAGGCCGUCGGUCUCGUGCGCGAUACUCACCGCUACCACAGUCUAGCCGACUUCCAGUUCUCCUCGAGCGAGAUGCCCUACCUCACCAAAGUGAAGGAGCACUUCCUAUCCAUGAAGGUGGACAAGCUGCGGGAGCUCAGGUUCGACCCCAACCUGUACCCGGCCAAGGGCCAGGAGAUCAUCCCGCCGCCGUUCUACACCGACCGGGUGGUGCCAUUCAACUACUUCUACGAGCAGAACCCGUACGUGCGCAUGGAUGGCGUGGACGAGCACGGCAAGGCCAUCAUGGUCAACGUGCAGGGCCGGCUCGCCAAGACCUACGGCCACUACAUCGAGUACAACACGUACCCGGUGCCGGACCGGCCGGCCAAGAACCUGGCCAACUCGAAGCAGGUGCCCCAGGACCUGCUGGACCGCAUGCGCGCGGCGCUGGAGGAGCGGCCAAUCUGGACGCGGCGGGCGCUCAUAGCGCGGGUCUCGCCGUACUACUCGGAGAACUCGCUCAAGAUCGCCGUGCAGCUCGUCGGGUACCAGUUCAAGGGUGGGCCCUGGCGCGACGCCGUGAUCAAGUACGGGGUGGACCCGCGGCCGGACCCGUCGCUGCGCGUCUACCAGACGCUCGCCUUCAAGCUCGAGCAGCUGCCCAAGGACAGCACGGUCAAGAACGGCGUCGUCCGCAAGAUCACCACCGAGGAGUCCAAGUCCUCCUACCUCUGGGACGGCACCCAGUACUGCACCAACGGCAAGUUCUGGCAGAUCUGCGACAUCACGGACCCGACGCUCAUCAAGAUGAUCGCCGAGGCGCCCCUGCGCGACGAGUGCGACAUCGCCACCGACGGCUGGUGGCACGGCGGCACCUGGGCCAAGAUCAAGGCCUUCAUGAAGGCCAAGAUGAUCGCGAUCCGGGCCGGCCGGCUGGGCGACGACGGCGACCUGGUGCCCAAGAAGAGGGGCUUUCUCUACGACUCGGACAUACUGCAGAAGCUGGGCCGGUACGCCGACAUCCAGCCGCAGAACACGCGGGGUCUCGUCAACACCGUCAGCCUGCUCUACGGCAUGGAGGACGUCUCCGGGCUCGAGGGCCUCCGGUACCGGCACCGGCCGCUCAAGCAGUUCAACGACCCCCUGGCCGCCAUGGGCUUCCGCGGCCAGAGGGGCCGCAAGAGGAGGGAGAUGCCGCUCGACCCUGAUGCGCCGCCGCAGCCUGAUGGGGACGACGACGACAGCCGGCCGGCUGCUGGCAAGAGUCAGGGGGGAGAGGAGGAAGAAGAAGAAGAAGAAGAAGAGGGAGAAGAAGGGGAAGACGUGGAAGGAGACGAUAUCGCGGCAGCUGGACAAAAUGCCCCAAGAGGGCCGGGCCAGUUCCCCGACGAUGCAUGGGCGCAUAUACUGGAUAGCGACCUGGAGGAUGGGGCCGGAGGCGACAGCGACGGCGACGGCGGCGAGGACGAUGAUAUGGACGAGAGCAUGCUGAUGCCGGACGAGGACGAAGGAGGAGAAGAGGGCGAUGCCGAUGCUGAUCCUGACGGUGGAGGUGGGCUCGACUAGUGAUUCAGGCACUCCUACCAUCAAGUGCGGCUGCUGACAAAGUUGUGUGAUAUAUUGGGUUGUAGUUUUACUUCAGGCUUCUCAAGGCCAGACGCGA
Messenger RNA from Truncatella angustata, 2360 nucleotides. Its product is annotated as RNA polymerase III transcription factor IIIC subunit-domain-containing protein. Gene Ontology annotation, biological process: transcription initiation at RNA polymerase III promoter. Lineage: Eukaryota; Fungi; Ascomycota; Sordariomycetes; Amphisphaeriales; Sporocadaceae. Gene Ontology annotation, cellular component: transcription factor TFIIIC complex. Bases 251 to 2263 code for a protein of 670 amino acids. The transcript has 2 exons. The record is from RefSeq and is a predicted model, not a curated record.